This is a messenger RNA of Ictalurus punctatus (channel catfish), 3934 nucleotides long. Its product is annotated as fas-binding factor 1 homolog. NCBI's taxonomy places the organism in Eukaryota, Metazoa, Chordata, Actinopteri, Siluriformes, Ictaluridae. The record is from RefSeq and is a predicted model, not a curated record. The transcript is spliced from 30 exons. Gene Ontology annotation, biological process: establishment of epithelial cell polarity; cilium assembly. Gene Ontology annotation, cellular component: centriole; ciliary transition fiber; ciliary basal body. Bases 307 to 3720 code for a protein of 1137 amino acids.
AAGAAGGCGUAGCAGCAGCUACCGGAAUUCAAAAUUGCAGAGGACAAACAGAUUUAUUUUCUAUUUAAAUACAUAAAUAAAUAAUACGAGAUAUAUGGGUUUUCCGGGAAUUUGUUUGUUGUUAGUUUAAAGUCGUUAGUUUUAAUGGAAGGUAAAGUGAAAGAAAUGGAGAAUAUGUUGAAUAAAUAAGAGAGGGAGUCGCGGUUACCAAUGGCGACGCGGACGCGCUCGCGCCGCUCAAACUGACUAGCAGAGUUUAUAAACCUGCUCUGAUUGAUCCGGAGUGAUCUUUCCUCUGUGUUUAUCAUGACGUCCAAACAGAAGAAAGGCCUGAGGGGCUCGAUCAGUGACGUGUUGGGAGACCUGCUGGGAGACGAUGCUGAUGAUCCGCCGAUGAAGGCCAGGUCUCCGCCUGGAGGACUCGGCAGACCAGCAGGUGUCUUGCGAACACAAAGCGGCAAGAGGAACCUGCUAGACGAUGAGUUCUUCAGUAAGCUGGCGGAGGAGGCGGAGAAAGACGACGAGGCUUCCGAUGUGUCCGAGGCAGACCCGAAGGCUUUGCUGGAGAGCAUGAAGGACAUGGAUGAUAUGGACGCCGACUUGUUUGGCUCGAAGAGGAAGCCCAGUUCAGCCCCGGCGCAGAGCAGAACCUCCAGAACCGACACAUCUAAACCAGAAGACGUGAACAAAACUAAUCGGUUGGAGGAGAGGAAGCCCAGCUCUGCUCCCGCUGCUGCAGUGAGGAACUACAGGAAAUUCGGCUUCAUGGAUGGUGAUGGUGAUGAUGAGUCACCAGCUGCCAAACAAGAUGAACUGGAUGAUCCUCUGGAUGACCUGCUGAACCAACUGGACGAGGAACGGCCGAAGAGCAUUCCAUCCGGAAAAGCAGGAAAGCAGCAGUCAUCCUCCCCGGCUGUACAGAAGAAAGAGGAGCGAGCCAUGCCUGCACCUGCACCUAAGAAUGACAACGAGCUGACCUUCGACGAUGACGAAGACGACCUGAUGGACGCACUGGGGUUCAGUGACACCCCAAAACGACGAGAAAGUGGACUCAUCCCCAAAAAAGAGAAUGAAGCUCCUCAGAGAGCACGCACCAGACUGGAUGAGAUUUUGGGGAUCGGGACGUCUCCUCGCCUGCUGGAGAGACCUGUGACCGGCGAGAAAAAAGACACAACACCCGCAGAGAGACAGCCACAGAAGAGCUCAGCUUUCAAAGAUUCUGUGUUUGGAGAAGAAGACUUAACGUUCGGCUCGUACCAGCCUACCCUGGGCUCGACUCCGGAGGGACGUACCUCUCGCAGGCACUCCGUACGAUUCUCUACUGAGGACAUCAGCUCUGCUUCUCCAGAACACAAGAUCAAAACCUCCACCGUGACCUCCACACGACCUGGCCGUCCCGCUUCAGACUGGCUCGGGCUGAAACAGGACGAAUACGAAGCAGAGAAGGAGGAGGAGCCAAAGAGGAGAGAGACGAAGGAGUCCACGGGAGCUUCUGAGAGACCAAAACCUCCUCCUUCUCCAUCACAUAUAGGAGGAAAACCAUCCAGAGUGACCUUGAAGCCCAACGAGGAGCUCCAAGCCGUGAAUGACUCUCCAGAAACUUCCACAAACGCUGCAGCCAAAUCAGAGCUUAAACAGAAGGAGUACGAGGACGACUGGCUGGCAGGAGCUCUGAGUAAGAAGAAAGCACUGGUGGAGGAGAGAGAGAAGAGGCAGGAGGAAUCUCUGGGGCUUGGAGAGGAGAUAGACCUGGACACGUUCCUCAGCAAACGAAACACCACCUCGACUCCGCAUAGGGAAAAAGAGGACACACCCCUCCCUACCAGACAGCCCAGCAGUCAGUCUCUAGUUGCGUCUAGCCGACAGCAGAGCCCUGCUCCUGCCCCGACGUCCAGCACAGGAGGUCAACACAUACACGAACAGAAACCUGCAGUUGUGAGCGCUGCACCUGUCCAGCAGGUGUCUCUGUCUACAGAUGGCCUUCAGCAGCUCCUCCUGCAGCAGCAGCUGGCUCAGGCUCAGCUCUGGGGUUUAGGGACACCACUGGACCCGAAUUCCUUACAGAAACAGAGCAGAGACGCAGAACAUCACACCAGAGACUCUACUGCACUACAGACCAGGAUCAUACAGCUGGAGGGACAGGUACGGAGUCUGCAGCUGGAAAAGGAUCAGCUACAGAUGUUACUAGAUAAUGUCCAACAGAGACACAAACAUGACACAGAGCUUAUGGAGAACACACACAGAGCUCGUGUGAAGCUGCUGGAGGAGUGUGCAGUGCAGCGGGAGACCCGGGCACACAUGGAGAACCAGGAGCUGACGGAGCGCCUGGAGGCGGUGAUGAAGCUGGUGCAGCAGGAGAGGGCGGAGCUUCAGGAACAGCACCACCGUAGGCUAGCACAGAGCCAACAGGAGAGAGACAGAGAGGUGGAGAGACUCCGAGAGCUCCAGAGGAAAUCCAUACUGGAGAUGAAGAAGGAUCACGAGGAACAGGUACAGAGACUUAGGAGACUGAAGGAUGAAGAGAUUGAUGCAGUGACCAGUGCUACUUCACAGACCAGGUCCCUGUCGGCAGUUAUUGAGCAGAUGGAGCAGUUCUCUCUCAGGUUAGGCGAUCUCUCGUCUCGCAUUGAGAACACUCACGAAAACACGACUCACGGUCUGGAGCUCGGUGCUCGCCAGAGAGACGAACAACUGCGAGUGCUGCAGGUGCGUCUGACUCAGCAGCAGAGGGACAUGGUCGAGGAGAGAACCCGACUCAAAGAGGUCAUAUCCAAGAUGGACUCACAGCUGGCCGAGCAGCAGAGACAGCUGCAGCAGGAGCGCUGGCGGGUCACGGCAGAGCAGGCUAAAGCGGAGUCAGCGUUACGAGGCCUUGAGGAGGAGAGACGCACCAUGACUCAACACUUCACCAUAGAGAGAGAGGAGCUGGAGAGAGCCAAGAGCACUCUGCUAGAGGAGCAGCAGUCGGUGAUGCAGCGCUGUGCAGAGGAGAGGAGGAAACUGGCUGCAGAGUGGACACACUUCCACACCCAGGACAAACUGCGCAAGGAGAGAGAGAUGGACCGAGAGGGACACAUCAUCAGCAUGGCACAGGAGCAGGCCGAGCUGAAGCUCAAAGCGGGAGAGCUGAAGCAGAGAGAGGAGGCCAUACAGAAGGAGAGAGAGAACCUGGAGAAACUCCGAGGCGAGCUGGAGGGGGAGAGAGAGAGACUGAACACAGCGGCUCUGCACCUCAAACACCGAGCUCAGGAGGUGGAGACUCUCAGCAAGCUGGCAUAUGAGCGGUAUGAGGAGGGCGGGAGAGCGCUGCAGGAAGCUCGGCAGGUGGAGGCGGGACAUCAGGUUCGUCUGCGCAACAUCCACACUGAGCUGGAGCGACUGAGGAAGCAGGAGCACAACCUACAGCAGGAGAGGAUGAGAAUGACAGAUUAUCACAGAGAGAUGGACAGAAUGAGACACAACCUUCCUACUGACCACUUACCUGCCCCUGUUGAUCCUUUACGUACAGGGUUUUCUCCGGUGUUUAACAGCACGGCGGUUCUUCCUCCAGCGGCGCCAAAUAACAGCUCCAGAGCCGUUUCUCCAAAACUACAAGCCACACUGGCCACACUGGCUGUGCUGAGACACACUGCUGAGAAGGACCGGGACUUCCUGCAGGAUGAACAGUUCUUUCUGGACACACUGAAACGCACACCAUGCAGCACAACCCUACAUACAUGACAACGGCUCAAACAGGGUAUUAAGGACUCUGAUGGUUUGGGGGAAGAAGCUGUUACACAGUCUGUCUGUGAGGGAGGAGAAUGAAGAGUGUGUGUGAUCUGCACGAUUAUGGCCAAAAUGAUAAUCCCGAUUAUUUAUCAUGAUUAUUAAUUGAUUUUAGGGACAACAUAUUUUUUUGUACUUUCACAUUUAAAUAAACAGACCGCUGCUUUCA